Aspergillus ruber CBS 135680 is the source of this 1764-nucleotide messenger RNA. Its product is annotated as prefoldin-like protein. The record is from RefSeq and is a predicted model, not a curated record. Bases 1 to 1764 code for a protein of 587 amino acids. Gene Ontology annotation, molecular function: transcription corepressor activity; phosphatase inhibitor activity; chromatin binding. Lineage: Eukaryota; Fungi; Ascomycota; Eurotiomycetes; Eurotiales; Aspergillaceae. The transcript has a single exon. Gene Ontology annotation, biological process: negative regulation of transcription by RNA polymerase II; negative regulation of phosphatase activity.
AUGGGUGUCCCAACAAAUAACUUCCACGAACUCGAACGCCAGCGCCGCGAACUAGAAGCCAACACCCUCAAGCUCCAAGAAUCUCUCUACCACUGGCGAACCUGGGAAGCCGAAUACGACGGUCUAAAAGAAGAAAUCGACGAUCUGGACGAAAAUGCCUCAACUGUCGAUUUCCUCCGCAUCGGUCGCGACUUCGGUGGUGACUUGGUCAAUGAAGAGGAGGUCAAGGUGAUUUUAGGCGCAAAGCAGGGCGUGACGCGGUCGAAGGAGCAGGUCGUUAGUCUUAUAUCGAGGCGAAUCGACUACGUGAAGGAGAAUGUGAAGACUAUAGAGAAGAGGUUGCUUACGGCUGAGAAUCAACUGAGUGGAUUGGAUGCUGUUGGUCAGGCGCCUCCUGUGACUGAUCCGCAGUUGCCUAUGACGGAGAUUAUGGAGGAGCUUGAUGGGGAGGGAAAUAUUGUUUCGAGCUCGACGCAGACACCGGGUAGUGAGGCGCCGGAGCUUUUGAAUAUUUUGAAGAGAGUGGGCGCGGAGGUUCCGGAUACUCAGCAGGAUACGGAGGCUGAGACGCAACAAUCGAAGGUUGAAGAAGUGGAAAAUUCUCGACCCGACGAAAAGAAGGAAGAAGAAAAGGUCGCUUCAACUCCAAAGGAAACAACAACUUCCCCUCAAGCCCCCGAAACGCAGCCUGGACCCACGACAUUCACAAGUGAAGCGCGUCCUGAGAUCACCGAAGAGCACCCUGUUACGGAAGUUGACGAGUCUCCUGAGGAUGCAGCGCUACGACGAGAAAUGCUGGAAUACGGAAUGAACGAGAUUGGCGCCGUAGUGGCAGAGCUCGAACUGGAUGAAAAUGGAAGCGAUGUCUCUUAUGACGACGGUUACGGCACUUAUGAUGAAGAUGAGGAAGAAGAUGAAUUCGGACGAAGCACGGGAUCCGUCCUGAGCGAGGAUUAUCACAAGCAAAUGCGCGAGUUGGAGGAGAGGUUAGGUGCCAAAGGAAUGUGGAAUAUGGGCAAAGACACGGCUACGCUGCCAGAUGAGAUGCAAUAUGACCUCGAUCAGGCAGAUGAGCCGGCUCCAAGAAAGGAGAAAUCAAAGAAGAAGGUUGCGUUCGCUGAUGACCUCGAUAUCGCACCUGCGGCAGAGCCCCCUUCAACAGAGAAAAGGAGUCUUCCGCCUCAGCAGCCUGACGUGCCUACAAUGUCGGAUGCUAUUAUUGAACGUGCCGAACCAGCCGCAAAGACUCCUGCACCGGCUGAAGCUCCUAAGAAGACCUCUCGGUUCAAGAGUGCCAGAAAGAACGCCUUAAGCAGCGAGCCUACUACACCGACACCAGCCACAAACAUCAGCUUUCGACCCCCCGAGGUCCGUUCGACAGCUCGCAAAUCUAACCCAUCUCCUUCCCUUCCCUUAUUCCCAGCCAAGCCUGCGGAACCAAAGCCUUUCUCUCAACCCAUUGCCGAUGUCUUUGCACACGAGAAACCGCCCAUCUCGGAACCACAGCCACCUCAAGACAAGAUAUUAGCGGACAAACUCGUCGAGAGAGACAUUAAAGAAGGGAGCGCCCCGGCACCCGAAGCAGACGAGAUUGAGGAUAAUAUCCACAGAAAGGAGGUCGCGAGCGAGUUUUACAGAAUGAGAAACCGGAUGAUCCAGCAGAACGGCGGGUUCAUGAAUAAUGAACCUGAGACUGUCCCCCUGGAUGAAGACGAUGCGCCACGGGUAAGCAAAUUCAAAGCUGCGCGGAUGAACAAAUCAUAG